Molecule: messenger RNA, 1436 nt
Organism: Kogia breviceps (pygmy sperm whale)
Lineage: Eukaryota; Metazoa; Chordata; Mammalia; Artiodactyla; Physeteridae
Gene: METTL27
Product: methyltransferase like 27
Molecular function (GO): S-adenosylmethionine-dependent methyltransferase activity
Source: RefSeq, a predicted model, not a curated record
GUUCAAGUCCCAUCUGAACUGCGACUGGCUUCAAGUCCCAACGUAUAGUGUUUGUUUUCAGCAGCACUAGGCACGUUUCAAGUGCUCAACAGCCACUUGAACAGCGUGUAUUUAUAAAACAUUUCCAUCACCAAAGAAAGUUCUACCGGACAGCCUUGAAUGGAUCUUGGUGGCUGUUCUAAAAAUGAAGGCUGAUCCUAGGUCCCUCUUUGGCCCGCAAGAAGUCUGAGGCUCCUACUGCCUAAAAGCUCAUGCUCUGGAGAAGCAUAAAAGACGUCAGGAGUCGGGAGGGCACAGAGAACAUUACUCAACCCAGAUACCUUCCAAACUUCUCAACAAGAUUCUGGCAUCUUCCCGGACUGAAGGCGGGCCAAGAACUUUGAGCUCAUUGGCUGGUGGUGGGGGGGGGGGGAGUUGCCAGCGCUUUCCUCUGAUUGGUCAUUUUCUCUUAGCAGAAAACCAAUCAUCGAGGGAGGUGGGGGCGUGGCCAGGCUCGCCUACAGGCCCUUCCGCGAGUUCCAGCGCCCACCCACCCCGCUGGCGGGUCAGAUUGGUGGAGGAUGGCUCUGGAAGAGGGCCGGAGCCUGCCCGAGGUGCGGGCGCGAGUGGGGGCUUCGCAUGGCAUCACCGACCUGGCCCAAAAGCUUCACUUCUAUGACCAAUGGGCUCCGGACUAUGACCAGGACGUGGCCACCCUGCAGUACCGCGCUCCCCAGCUCGCAGUGGACUGCCUCACCCGAGCCCUUCCAGGUCCACCCCACGCUGCCCUGAUCCUGGACGUGGCCUGUGGUACUGGCCUAGUGGCUGCAGAGCUGCAGGCUCGGGGCUUCCUCCAGCUGCAUGGGGUGGAUGGGAGCCCAGGGAUGCUGGAACAGGCCCGGGCCCGUGGCCUCUACCAGCGCCUCAGCCUCUGCACCCUGGGUCAGGAGCCUCUACCCAGCUCUGAAGGGACCUUCGACGCGGUGCUGAUGGUGGGUGCCCUCAGUGACGGCCAGGUGCCCUGCAGUGCUGUACCUGAGCUCCUGCGAGUUACCAAGCCAGGUGGGCUGCUGUGUCUGACCACCAGGACCAACCCAUCCAACCUGCAUUACAAAGAGGCGCUGGAGGCCACCCUGGCCAGGCUGGAGCAGGCCAGGGCUUGGGAACGCCUGGUGGCCUGGCCGUGGACCAGUGGGAACUGGCCACCUCCGAGCUCGAGGUGGGGCCUGGCGCCUCUGACAGCGACGGCUUCAUCUCCGGCAUCGUCUAUCUGUACCGAAAGCAGGAGGCAGCCCAGGCUGAGGGAGUGAGGCCCAGUGCCUAGCCCCCGGCUGGCCUCCGAGCCUCCAUGAGGCCUCGGCCAGGCGCAUCGUUGGGCCUCCUCUGCUUUGCCUGUAAAACGAGGCCGCUGCACCAACCCUGCCCCUCAGGAGAGCUAUGCCUAUUAAAUGAGUCCC